CCCAUUCAACAGAGGGCAGUAGGUCACGCAAACAAAACAGACAAAGAAGAAGCCUACGUUGUUUCUUGACGGAGAGCAAUCUUCGACGUACUGGUCCACUUCCUGUUUUGUUUCCUCUCUCCUUAUUAACUGUUGGCUCGAUUCUCGUUGAAAAUGGAGCCAUUAUCCAGGCAGGUAGACAACAAGAACCACCCCGCGAAGACACGCGCUUUCACCCGCCAACGGUGGACCUUAUAAACACAGCCCAAGCCGUUGACGCACUUCUCCUAAGGGGCUUUCGAGCCCACACAACCCCCGGCGACAUGGCACUCAGCUCGGGCGGCUGGGCUCCGCAGGUCCCGCUCCUCGGAUCGUCCCAGCCUGGUGCCUGCGAUGGGCUCACGGCCUCAGCUUGCUGCAGUACGGUCUUAAUGUCUGUACGCGUCUCGGUGUCCCACUCCGGUAUCCGUCCCUUGUGCCUCCCCGGAGCAGACAGCGAGGCUCUGCGCCUCCAGCUCAGCAUGGACCCCAGCCGGGCCGGAGAGUUCCGACUGGCCCUGAGGGACACCAGCGGGAAUCGUAACUUGGUGGAGUUUGACCUUCGCUCGGUGCACUACGAGGUCAAAUCCCCUCGGUGCCAUGAGAUGCGUCUGGCUGCGCCGCCCCACAACUUUAUCCGCUUCACUUUCCGUUGCGACCGGGAAGCCGAGGAAUGGGCCACUGUGGUGAUGUCAUCUCUGCGAGAAGCCCAGCGGGUUGCCAACAUGGCUGCCUUCGAUGCAGGCGGCAGGCAAAUACAGACUUCUCCAGAAAUGUCCUCCUUACCACUGGCUGAGGAGCUGUGCAUGGAGCUGGCCAAGGCGGUGGAAGCAGGUGACGCUCAAGCCGCCUCCCAGCAUGCAUCAGCUCUUGCUCGACAGAAAGCAGCACUCACCAUCCAAUUGGCAGAGAACAACUACACCGCUACUGGAGAGAUCAGUCUGUCUGUGGUGGUGGAGGAUGUGUCUUCUUCCUGCUGCUUCACAGUCAAAGUCUUCCCCUUCAUGACCGUCGCUGCACUCAAACAACAGGUCUUUGUGGAGUACGGUUUCCACCCGCGGGUGCAGCGCUGGGUGAUGGGUCAGUGCCUGUGCACAGACCUUAGGUCACUGGCCUCUUAUGGCGUGCAGAAGGACGGUGACACUGCCUACCUCUACCUGAUCUCCGCCCGUCAGGCCCGCAUCACAAGACAGCUGUUUCAGCAAGAUUUAGAGGGUGCACUGGUGGCCCCGCCCCUUCCUCCCAGCAAUGGCCCCACCUCUCAAGACUGGAGGGGCUACAGUACUCUGCCGCCACGGCUAACGCACAGCAACCAGGGAGGAGAUAAACCAGCUGACCUUCAAGUUGUCCUUGACAUGGAUAACCUGCAGCUGAACAACAAAACUUCUACGAGGACACAGAAGGAGUGGGCGUGUCCCUCAUGCACUUUCAUCAACAAGCCUUCUCGUCCAGGCUGUGAAAUCUGUGCUACGGCCAAACCUGACAUAAACGCCGCCACCCAGCAGGAGAAAGUAAGCAUAAAUGACCGAGGUGAGCUGGCCUUGAGCAGCAGCAACAGCAGCAGCAGCUGACCGCCCAUCACCAGCAGCUGACCACCCAUCAACGCCACCGUCUGGUCUCUCAUUCACACAUGCACAGCUAUGCUAAUUCUACCAUCCAUGUUGUCCACUCUUACACAGUGAUUGUCAAGUGCACUGAGAGUCUUGGCAGCUGAUUGGCUUUUCAAGACGUUUGAAGCACUGUAGCAUGAUGCCGAGACACACACACACACACAUGUGUUUGGACAUUUUCAGUUCAGUCAAUGUGUUAAUUUUAAAGAGGCCCUAAUAUUUAUUGGAGGGGAAGUGCUGAUUGUUAGGAAGUAGUGGCAAGUUACCUUAUGUUCAAUUGAGGGAGGGCAAAACUGAAGUUGGCAGUGGAUGAGUGAGGGAGAUGUUUACAUACAGGGUCAUCAAGUGCUUUUACUCUUUAAAAUCUAUUUUUCUUGGGGGUGUGUUUUUUUUAAUGAGGCGCAAUUGAUGUACAUUUUAGUAGCUGGUUUGAUUUUAUUUGAGUGCCGCUGAGUUGUGACAGCAAUGGAAUGAUGUUUUCAGUACAUACGACGACAGUAAAAAAAAAAAAAAAGACAUUAGCUGAAUAAACAUAAUGUAACAUUGACGACCACAUAACUUUUCCUUGUGAAAAAUUGGUACCUGCAAAAAAUUCACAAUUUAAACUAAAUGUACAAUGAUAUCAAAACUCAUAAAACCCCCUCUGCUCUCAAAGGGUACCUGCCAACAUCAAAAACUGAGCAAUAUUUUACAAAGACCGAUAAGGCUUCCCAACAUUCUGUUUAGCUGUAUUUAGGCAUUAAAUAAGUUAAGCGAUGAUAAAUCAGUGCAUAAAAAAGAUUUUGCUAAAAUAAAUUCAUAUGAAAUUAAAACUGCAAAAAGAAUUAUACAUUUUAUGGCAGGAAAUUGUCAAUUUUUUCCCAUUCAUAGACAAAUUGACUAAAUUUAUAUGUUUCUUACAAUUUAGCAUGGUGACUAAAUGAUUCAAUUUUGCACAUGAAUUUUUUUUUAUUUACUGCCAUACAUUUUAAAAUUAAGAGGUAGGUUUCCACAUCCAAUAACCUUUUUCUAAUUCAAAACAUCAAAAUAGUCUAGACCCUAGGUACCCAAAGUGGAGUACGUGUUCCUUCAUGGGUACACCAAUUGUAAUAGGGGGCACGUGAAUAAAAAUGAAAAACAAGUAGUGUUUUACACUCCCAAUUCUGAGAGCACUUGAACACCUCACAGUGCAAGGAGAACAUAGCAGAAAGGUGACAUAGCAUAAAGUUCAUUUCUAUACAUGGAUCAAAAGAACACAUGAAUUAGAUGAUUAUUUUAUCAUUUAUACUGGUGUUCUAAUCUCCUCACGGUGCACUGAGUAGGGGUUCCCCCGAAAUUUUGACUUUAUUGUUGGUUGUAUGUAUUUUUUGUACUUCGGCUACUGCUUUAUUUUGGUUGUUCAACUUUGCCCUAUAAUAUGAUAGUACAUUCAAAUGCAGACUUAAACCAUAGCCAUCAUGAGUGGACAAGAAAGUGAAGUUCAAAUUCAACCCAUUCAUAUAGAAGGAUGCCAACAUCAGACUGGAACAAAAUAUAUGUAUGAUGAUUAACUACUUAUCAUUGCUCAUGUGAAUAUCAAAAUGUCACUGUGCAAAAUAUACAUUUUUGACCUGGAAUUACUGUAAAAUUAAUUAACCAAAGCUUGGCAACCAUAGUUUGACUGACUCAACAGUGCCUCUAAUGGUUGCAACCAAGUAGUGCACGCUAUUUUGAUUCAGUUUUCUUUACCAAUAAUGGACUCAUCAUUUAAUAUGCCCAUCCCUAAUACAAAUUAUGUAAAAAAAAAUGUCAGUACAAUACAGACCUUUGUGUUUUCCAUCUCCAGUAUAUUGUUGACGUUUCCAUGUAGGGAGAAGAAUCUACCUCAGAGGUUGUUGUCCUCAGGUUUACUUCCAGAAAAGAAUGUUCCAAAAGAGCAGCCAGCAGGGAUAGACCAGCAGGGAGACCAGCGGGAAUACCAACGAGCCGUAGAGCGAGUGGUCCAGGAUGCCCUGCGAGAUGACCGACAGGAAGAGCAGCCAGCCGUCCUGGAAGCUGAGCGGCAUCUCCUGCAACUCCUGGAAAAGGAAGACAGAGAAGAGCAGCGUGCAGGCGGGACUGAGGACCACCAUGAUGAAGGCCGUCAGCAACCUGAGCACACAGAGCGGAGGAGGAGGAGUGAGCUUUAAUGAAACAGUUUUGAUUUUAAGCUUGUGACGUUCAAGUGUUGUACUUGGGGACGUGUGGCGUGACCACGGCAGCCACAGGCACCAGCGUGAGGGCCAGGAUGAAGCCUAGAGAGAAGUUGAUGAGGGCGAUGCAGCCCAGCAGGACAGCCAGGUACAACACAGCCACCAGCUUGAGGACUCUCCAACCCUGCUCUGUACCUUCACCGGACACCAACCUGAUCACAACAAUUGGACACCAUCAGUUGAUGGCUGAAAGCAUGUAAGAAUGAAACACUAUGUUGCAGGGGUGUCUCACAGGGGGCCAAAACUCAAAGCUGACUUUACAUCAUAGGCAGCAAAUUUACUAUCAAACCUGCAAACAAAUCCUUGUGGAAGUAAAUAACACCAAAAUGUUACCUGUGUGUGUUAUGAGGCAAAGCCAGACCCGCAGUAUAAACAGCAAUGGCUGUCAGCACCACCGCCUCAGUCUCUGACACGGGGAAGUGCUCUACUGCCAUCUCCUGGAAGCGGAUUGGCAGCGUGUACAGCGCCACUCCCGUCAGAUGGCUGAUAACCAGAGGUGUCAACACAGACAGCACACCAGGACUGGCCUGUUAAGGGAAUUGAAUGUGGAUCAAAGUGGUUGCCGUUGGAUGCAAAGAAGAGACUAGUGAGGUAAUAGUAACCUGCUCCACAUCAGCAAUGCCGUCUUCUGUUGCUGGAGGCGGAGAUGACAGUUGCACCCACAGAUCCAAGGCCUGCGUGGCAGUCAGUCAAAGACUAAAGCAUAGGUGUUGUAUAUUUAUUUGAGAUGGAACCUUGUGUAAGGAUACACGGAGCAACAAGAUGACAGCCAGCAGGCCGAAGGCUGGCAUGUAGUAACCAAUGGAGACAAAGUGGGAGAGCGAGGGCAUCAGGUAGAAGAAGUAGGACUGGUGUAGUCGCUCCAGCAGGUUGUUCAACUUGCGGUACAUUCCCUCCAGGAGCCUAGCACACAGGAAAAAGCAGUGAGUCACAUCCUAAAGAUGAGGGGAAGAAACUGAGAAAAUACCUGCCAACAGUAGUGGUGUCGGUUUUGUAUUGACGGAAACUGUUGAUGCCUUUGAUGGUGGCAGCCUCGAUGUGGUAGCGCAGGAAAAGACCAUGGUCCCCCCAGGGACGUCCGCUGGCUUGCUUGAGCACCAUUAGCAUCAGAGUCUGCACCGCGUGGCUGUAGCCUGACGCACUGUCCCAGUCGUUUCUCUGCAGCUGUAACAUUUUAAAGAUGGGAUACAUUGGGAAUGGGAAUCCUGCAUACACACUGGAUUUUAAAGUGUACU
Messenger RNA from Doryrhamphus excisus (bluestripe pipefish), 5073 nucleotides. Its product is annotated as ranBP-type and C3HC4-type zinc finger-containing protein 1-like. Gene Ontology annotation, biological process: protein linear polyubiquitination; positive regulation of canonical NF-kappaB signal transduction; proteasome-mediated ubiquitin-dependent protein catabolic process. The record is from RefSeq and is a predicted model, not a curated record. Gene Ontology annotation, cellular component: LUBAC complex. NCBI's taxonomy places the organism in Eukaryota, Metazoa, Chordata, Actinopteri, Syngnathiformes, Syngnathidae. Gene Ontology annotation, molecular function: ubiquitin-protein transferase activity; ubiquitin binding.